CUUCAAAGAACCCCCUCUCUUGCUUGGUGUUCUGCAUCCAAAUACGAAGUUGCGACAGGCAGAAAGGCUGUUUGAAAAUCAGCUUCUUGGGCCAGAAUCCAUCACAAACAUUGGGGAUGUGAUGUUUACUGGUACAGCAGAUGGACGGGUUGUAAAACUUGAAAAUGGUGAAGUAGAGACCAUCGCCCGGUUUGGCUCAGGCCCGUGCAAAACCCCAGAUGACGAGCCAGCUUGUGGGAGACCCCUGGGCAUCCGGGCAGGGCCCAAUGGGACUCUUUUUGUGGCUGAUGCAUACAAAGGGCUAUUUGAAGUAAAUCCUUGGAAACGUGAAGUGAAACUGCUGCUGUCUUCCGAGAUGCCCAUUGAGGGGAAGAAAAUGUCCUUUGUGAAUGAUCUUACAGUCACUCGGGAUGGAAGGAAAAUUUAUUUCACAGACUCUAGCAGCAAAUGGCAACGACGAGAUUUCCUGCUUCUGGUUAUGGAGGGCACAGAUGACGGGCGCCUGUUGGAGUACGAUACCAUGACCAAGGAGGUAAAAGUUUUAUUGGACCAGUUGCGGUUCCCUAAUGGAGUACAGCUUUCUCCUGCAGAAGACUUUGUCCUGGUGGCUGAAACAACCAUGGCGAGGAUACGAAGAGUCUAUGUGUCUGGCCUGAUGAAUGGAGGGGCUGAUCUGUUUGUGGAGAAUAUGCCUGGAUUUCCAGACAACAUCCGCCCCAGCAGCUCCGGAGGGUACUGGGUUGGAAUGUCAACCAUUCGCCCUAACCCUGGGUUUUCCAUGUUGGAUUUCUUAUCCGAGAGACCUUUUAUCAAAAGAAUGAUCUUUAAGCUGUUUAGUCAGGAGACGCUGAUGAAGUUUGUGCCGAGGUACAGCCUGGUUCUAGAACUCAGCGACAGCGGGGCCUUCCGGAGAAGCCUACAUGACCCUGACGGGCUGGUGGCCACUUACAUCAGUGAGGUGCAUGAGCACGAUGGGCACCUGUACCUGGGCUCCUUCGCGUCCCCCUUCCUUUGCAGACUCAGCCUCCAGUCGGUUUAGCGCCUGUGAUAGCUGCCCCUGUGUGCGUGCUGGGAGUCUGCACACUCGGGUACCAUACCUGGUCCAGGAGGAGCUGUGGGCAGGGCUCUGUCCACAUGUACCUGUCAGUCCUUGGAGGUGUGAUGGGAAUGGUAGCUGCAACCCCCGAGGUUGUGCAGGCCCUGAAGGGCACUCCUCACCUGGGCUUGAUUUUGCAUUUAGAGGGAAGCAUAACAUAUCUGCCUCGGGGAAGGUAAAUUUAUGGAAAGCCAUUUUCUCUUAAAAAUAAACUUUCUAAGUCCAAUAAUUCCCUAGGACUUGGGAAACUUCAUGUACUUUUAACAUGGCUCAGGGUUUGGUAACUAGAGCAGUAGAUGAGCUACCCAGGGAUCUUAUUUUGCCAUGGCUCUGUCCUGCCAGCUUCAGUGUCUUCACUGUGAGGUGGGGCAAUAGCUUUCUUUGGCUACAGUGCACUGAGGCCAGUGCUGGGGGCUGUGCAGCCCAGAUUGCGGACCUGUGUUCUUGAGGAUGUGUGGGACGUGGGCCCAUGGUCCCUGGGUUUUCCCUCUGUGGUGGUGGCGCAUCGCUCCUACCCUCACUCUCCACCCACUCCAGCUCUGUCUCCCUCCGUGCCAGAGGUUUUCAGACUCCUGAGCAAGUGCAUAGGGAAACAUGUGAUUCCCACAGCUUAAAGAGGACUUCACUGAGUUUCUCUCUGUGAACUACCUACCCUGCUGGAAUUGGAUGAUCCAGCAAUUCAGUACCUUCUGCAGGGGUGCGUUUAGGAACGUCCUGUUUCUCCACCUUUGCUCUUCACCUCUCAACCCACACAUAUGAACAGUGCACAUGUUAAUGUCCUAUUUAAUUGAGUGUCGAAAGCCCCACGUUGCUGUGCAUCUGGACAAGUGUGGUCAUGAUUUUGAUAAUAAAUAAUGAUAAUUACAUUGA
Molecule: messenger RNA, 1966 nt
Organism: Galeopterus variegatus (Sunda flying lemur)
Lineage: Eukaryota; Metazoa; Chordata; Mammalia; Dermoptera; Cynocephalidae
Gene: APMAP
Product: adipocyte plasma membrane associated protein
Exons: 7
Biological process (GO): biosynthetic process
Molecular function (GO): strictosidine synthase activity
Source: RefSeq, a predicted model, not a curated record